CAGGCGUUUAGGUAAGUACGGUGGCCGCUCGGGUCCUGUCGCUCUCAGCUGCCGCGCCAACGGUUCACCAUGAUUUCCGAAGAUGAUGAAUUAAAUCUUCUGGUUAUCAUCGUUGACACAAACCCAAUUUGGUGGGGAAAACAAGCUUUGAAAGAAUCCCAGUUCACAUUAUCAAAAUGUAUAGAUGCUGUCAUGGUGAUGGGAAAUUCUCACUUAUUUAUGAAUCGUUCCAACAAACUUGCUGUGAUAGCAAGUCAUAUUCAAGAGAGUCGAUUCUUGUAUCCUGGGAAGAACUGGAAAUUUGGAGACUUAUUUGGUGAUCCUGGCAGCAGCUCUGCCGAAUAUAAUCCUUCUGGUAGUAAGGAUGGAAAAUAUGAGUUAUUAACUGCAGCAAAUGAAGUGAUUGCUGAAGAGAUUAAAGAUCUUAUGACCAAAAGUGACAUGGAAGGACAACGUACAGAAACAUUGCUGGCAGGAUCUCUUGCAAAAGCACUUUGUUAUAUUCACAGAAUGAGCAAGGAAGUAAAAGAUAACCAAGAAAUGAAGUCAAGAAUAUUGGUCAUUAAGGCUGCAGAAGACAGUGCUUUGCAAUAUAUGAACUUCAUGAAUGUCAUCUUUGCAGCACAGAAACAGAAUAUUGUGAUUGAUGCUUGUGUCUUAGAUACUGAUUCAGGACUCCUCCAACAGGCCUGUGACAUUACAGGGGGCAUAUACUUGAAGGUGCCCCAGAUGCCAUCGCUUCUUCAGUAUUUAUUGUGGGUAUUUCUUCCUGAUCAAGACCAAAGGUCUCAGUUAAACCUCCCACCUCCCAUUCACGUUGACUAUAGAGCUGCUUGCUUUUGUCAUAGAAAUCUCAUUGAAAUUGGUUAUGUCUGCUCUGUAUGUUUGUCAAUAUUCUGUAAUUUCAGUCCUAUUUGCACCACAUGCGAGACAGCUUUUAAGAUUUCACUACCUCCUGUUCUGAAAGCAAAGAAGAAGAAAUUAAAAGCAUCUUCCUUGUGACCAGAAAAACCACCAGAAACUUGAUCCUCUUUUCUCCAACUUCUUUACUGCACUUGAGAUUUUAACUAAGAAAUCUGUGCUGAAUGUGUUGUUAAAAUAAUUGAUAACUGAAUAUACAUAGCUAUUUUUUAUAUGCUAAUUCCUUGAAGGCAUUUUUUUAAAGAACAAAUUCCUCCUGUGUAGUCAGGUAGAAGAGAGCCAGUCAGGAGGCUGCUGUUCCUGGGUAACACGACGGGGAGAAUGUUUAGCUCACUUUUGAAUUUUUAAAACACUGUUACUUUCAAUUUAGUUCAGUAAGUAGUAUUAAGCUGUUUACAGUGGACAUGGGUGCUAUGUAUAAUCAUUUCUAAGGUAAUCAUUUAUUAAAGUAAUCAUUGAGUUGGUUACUGAUCUUAUAACAUUAAUGUUUUAUCUAAGUUUGGUUCUCAUUCAGGGUAUAUAAAAUUUUCACAUAAUUAUGACAAUUUAAACACAUUUUUACUCACCUCCAUUUCUUGUGGCUUUAAUCAAGGUAAAACUUCCUUAAGUAGCCAGCUUUUGCAGUACAGAUGUAAACAAAAUUCUCCAUGCAUUAAUUUGCUACUCAUUCUUCCUUUCAGACAUUAGCAAGUGUUCAAUCCUUAAUCUUUAAAAAGUCUUUAUUAACUAUAGCUAUUUUUACCCAAAUAAUAAUCACUGAGUGAUUACAGAGCCUCUAUUUUUUUAAUAAAUUAGGAAAUAUAUUGGCAAAUAUACAAAUGCUCUCUUCAAAUGCAGUUCCCUGGGAUGGCAUUGGCAGAAGCUAAUGUAUAGAUAGAUAUUGAAGAGGGGCAGUUUCUAGGAAAUUCUUCCAUGGGAAAGCUUUUCCAGUCACAGUUUUCUCUUGACAUGACUUUUUCCUCAUUUUAAUAAUUUACUAGAAAAUCUCUGAAAAUUGUCACUGUUCUAUCACAAUCUUUCUUAAAUUCAAAAGAAAAUGAUUUUUAAAUUUAGCUUUAGAGAAAUCACUUUCUGUAAACAUUUUGAAAGUUCUUUUGUCUUCCAAAUUAUAGAAGUAUUAGGGAAAAGGAAAAUUAUGGAACCAACUAAAAAAGUUUUCUUAACAUAAGACUUUUCAUGUUACCUAGAGAAACAUGACUGUUAAUUAAGUUCUGUUUGCUGAGGGAAUUCAGACUGACUUUGCUGGUUUUGUUAAAGACUACGGUGAAAAUAUUUGUCAUAAUUUUUGUAAGCAUUUAUUCUCUUAAAAGCCUUUGAUCUUUCCAAUGUGUUAGAAUAUUGUCAUUUUAAAAUAGUUGCUAAAUCUUGUGGGAAGAAGCACUGACCAGGACUCAGGUGCAAUGACAAGAGUCCUAGAGCUGAAGUCCCAGGACCUAUAUUCAAAUCCUGACUCCCUCUUCCGUAGGGAAGGAGCUAGCUCUCACCUCUUAGGUUCCUUCCAGCUCUAAAUCUGAUCCUGUAACUUGAAUUUAAAUCCCUUUUUGACAUAUAUUAAUCUUGUGAUGAUGGACAAGGCACUUAAUUUCCCUAAGCCUUAGUGUUCUCAUCUGUAAAAUGGGAAUUAUAAACCUAUCUACUUCACAGGGCUGUUGUGGAGACAGUGUUCUGUAAAAACUGUAAAGUGCUAUGUAAAUAUGAGCUGCGGUUACUUACAUACUGUGCAUUUGGGUGUAGUGGGGAUCAUUGUUUUAAGUCUAGCAAGGGAUCAGAAACAUUUCAGAACACUUGAGUUAGAAUUUUCUUUUCUCUUGUCCCAUUUAAGAGCUUACUAAUUUGUUCAGUUCCAUUUUAUUUUCAUUGUAUUUAUAGUUAAUUUUAAUAUGAAAUUUUUUCAAUAAAAUAAUUUGUAUUUUUUCAGUUUGGUCA
Messenger RNA from Antechinus flavipes (yellow-footed antechinus), 2847 nucleotides. It is a transcript of the gene GTF2H3, whose product is annotated as general transcription factor IIH subunit 3. The transcript has 13 exons. Gene Ontology annotation, biological process: regulation of DNA-templated transcription; nucleotide-excision repair. Lineage: Eukaryota; Metazoa; Chordata; Mammalia; Dasyuromorphia; Dasyuridae. The coding region runs from base 70 to 1002 and encodes 310 amino acids. The record is from RefSeq and is a predicted model, not a curated record. Gene Ontology annotation, cellular component: transcription factor TFIIH core complex; transcription factor TFIIH holo complex.